AAUCAGUUUAGGCUUACCCUCUCACCGUGUAUGGCCGAAAAGAAUUAUGAGCACGUUUUAGACGACGUGCAAACUUCAGAUGAAGAGUACUCAGAAGGAAGUUGUGAAGAAAGUGAAGGCGAGAUCAUCCCUCUUUCAGAGAAUGAUGAAGAUGACGAUUACAAUUUUGUGCAGAAUGUAUCAAUCAAAAAAGAAGGUGACGAUGACAAUCCCGUGCAGAAUGUAGUAAUCAAAGAAGAAGUCGACAUCGAGGAGGACCAACCUCCCCUUGCGAAACGCCUGAAGACAAGCCCGAGCCAAAUCCGUCCCGGUCCCAGGACAUGCGGACGAGGGACUAAUCCCAUUUGGUGGUAUCAUAAGCAACCACCGCCGUCUCCAAGCCUAGAACCAACUCCCAAUAGAUAUCUACCAGCGAUUAUUGGAGACGCAAAAAAUGCUGAGAAUCCUCUUGACGCGUGGAGUUAUCUGAUCAAUGAUGAAAUGAUCGAAUUGAUUGUUAUUCACACAAAUGAAGAAAUUCGUAGAACAAAGAAAGCUCAUAAUUUUAGACAGACUUAUCAUAAGGAAACAGACUCUGUAGAAAUGAGAGCAUGUAUUGGCCUGCUCUAUCUCGCGGGCGUGUACAAACAGAAUACCGUUAAUCUCACCGAUUUAUUCGGGGAUGAUUCUGCACCCAAUACCUUCCGAGCUACAAUGCCAGCACAAAGAUUCAGGUUUCUACUCCGAUGCCUGUGUUUUGACGACAAAUCGUCUCGUCUCCUUCGUCGUAAGAGUGAUCGCUUCGCGGCCUGUCGCGAUAUCUGGGAGAUGUUUAUAGCAAAUUGUACAAAAUUCUAUUCACCUACUGCGACUUGUACAAUUGAUGAGCAAAUAGAGGCAUUUAAAGGAAAAUGUAUUUUCAAGAUGCACCCAUCUAAUGAUUCCAGUCCUUCAGGCAUGAAAUUUAUAUUAAUCAAUGAUACUAGAACGAGAUACAUGAUCAGUGCAGUCCCAUAUUUGGGAAAGAUUACGGACAAUGAGAGAAAAGAGUCGGUUCCACUGUAUUUUGUACGUAAAUUGAUUCCAAGUAUUUGUGACUCUGGUCGCACUGUCGUGACGUGUGAAUCGUUCACCUCUGUCGAUUUAUUCCGAGUCUUGGACACAGAAUUUGGAUUGAAAGGUUUGGGGUCGAUACGGAAGAAAAAAACAGAAAUCCCCAGUUCGUUUCUGGAAAAGGGCCUUCCAGGAACAAUAUUAUGUGGGACCAACAACAAUCUUGGCUUGGUCUCGUACGUUCCAAAGGAGAAUAAAGUCAUGACGAUAUUGGCAACCGGAAUUAGACUGACCUGUGUACAUGCGACGAUUGGAAAACCAGACAUAAUUAAUACGUAUAAUGCGCAUAAACGGGCAACUUAUUCCUUCGAUCAAGCAUGUAAGUUAUAUGCCGUUGGACGACGAACGCGUCGUUGGCCGUUGAGAGUAUUUUUCAGCAUAUUGGAUAAAGCGAAUGUGAACGCGACUAUAAUCUACAACUUGCUUCAUCCCAAUUCCAGGAAAAAGCGACAGCAUUUCAUGAAGGAAUUAUCAUUUGCUCUUAUUGAACCACAAUUACGAAGGCGUCAGGAAUCUCCAACUUUGCGAAUAGCAAUUAGAAGAAAGCUCUCAAGCCUCCUUGGACAAGAAAAGUCCGUUCAACACCACCAAGUCAUUGAUCUGCCGAAGAGAGUAAAGUGCAGUCACUGUCAUCAUUCAUCGGGUGUUAAAACUAAGUCGGCAUGUCCGUCGUGUCAAGAGCCAAUAUGUCCUCGCCAUCGGUGUGCUCUAUGCGUGAAAUGUGCACAUGUAUAAAAGUACAGGACAACUUGACAUUUUUAUAUUAUCUUCCCACCGACAGGCAAUGGAAGGGCACCCAACGCAGGGAACUUUUGAUUAUGAGAUUCUUAGGAUUAAAGAAGGCGUCAUCAUGGGAAAAUAAAUGUAAGAAGCUAGAAAUGUUUUUCAUGAGAAACCACAGAAAUAUUGAAGACUGAGGAAUCAGAAGAGGGUAUUCUAUCGUUAAUUAAACAUUGAUUCGAAUUUCA
Messenger RNA from Diachasma alloeum, 2060 nucleotides. RefSeq lists its product as uncharacterized. The transcript has 2 exons. Lineage: Eukaryota; Metazoa; Arthropoda; Insecta; Hymenoptera; Braconidae. The record is from RefSeq and is a predicted model, not a curated record. The coding region runs from base 31 to 1827 and encodes 598 amino acids.